Messenger RNA from Ostreococcus tauri, 741 nucleotides. Its product is annotated as Golgi SNAP receptor complex, subunit 1. The coding region runs from base 1 to 741 and encodes 246 amino acids. Gene Ontology annotation, biological process: endoplasmic reticulum to Golgi vesicle-mediated transport; vesicle fusion. Lineage: Eukaryota; Viridiplantae; Chlorophyta; Mamiellophyceae; Mamiellales; Bathycoccaceae. The record is from RefSeq and is a predicted model, not a curated record. Gene Ontology annotation, molecular function: SNAP receptor activity. Gene Ontology annotation, cellular component: cis-Golgi network; Golgi medial cisterna; SNARE complex. The transcript is spliced from 2 exons.
AUGGCGACGACGACGCCGGACGCCGGAUGGGAGCUCUCCCGAUCGAACGCGCGGCGGUGUGAGAGCGAGAUCGAACGGGCGUUGAGCGCGUUGGCGAGAGUGCAAACGAGUGGGUCGAGACCUGGAGCGGCGGGUGGACGCGGGGGGGAAGGGGAGUACGCGGAGACGUUGGAGCGAUGCGACGGGCUCAUCGCGCGCCUGCGGGCGAUCAACGAGGAGAUGCGCGAGACGUUGGAGCGGGACGAUCAGCGAGCGUUAGGGAGCUCGGGAAAGGCGGUGCAGGAGGGAGGGUACAGGGAUUCGCGCAGACACACGUUGCAGCGACAUCAAGAGGUGUUGAUGGAAUACGAGGAGGAACGGAGGCGGUUGACGCGAGACGCGGAGGCGGCGCUCGAACGCGAGCGCCUGUUGGGCGGGUACGGCGUUCGGUCGAGCUCGAACGGUGGUGGAGAUGAAUCGGCGGAGGCUCGAUUGAUUCGAGAGCGCGCUCGGAUCGCGGGUGGGACGAGCGCGGUGGAGGAUAUCAUCGGCGUGGCGCAGAACACGGCGCGCGAGCUCUUCUCCCAGCGCGGAUUGUUGCAAAACGCCGGAUCAAAGCUCUUGACCAUGGCGAGUCGGUUUCCCGUGCUCGAUAAUCUCGUCAUGGCGAUCAAGAAAAAGAAGAACAAGGAUGCGAUGGUCUUAGCCGCCGUCAUCGCCGCGUGCACGACCUUUGUGUUGCUCUAUUACAUGUCAAAGUGA